Messenger RNA from Microthlaspi erraticum, 447 nucleotides. The record is from the annotation of a GenBank genome assembly. NCBI's taxonomy places the organism in Eukaryota, Viridiplantae, Streptophyta, Magnoliopsida, Brassicales, Brassicaceae.
AUGGGACGUGAGGAGCAAGGAAGGACUUGGUGCAUGGACGCAGCUCAACUGGAUACGCAAAGGAAGAAGGAGGAAGUCAUCUUGAAGACCAGCUCGACCACCUACUCGACCAUCCGGUCGAGUUCCUCAACUCGACCGGCCAAGCUUCAACUCGAUCGAGCUGAGAAGUGUAUGCGAACUCGAUCGAGUCGGACAACAAAAGACUUGGUCGAGCUAGACUUCACCACGGAUAGAAAGAGAAGUCACAGGACUCAGAGGGUACAAGAGGAACCUGAGGUGCUUGUUACUGAUACCAUGGAUGUACCAGAGGGGAAUGGAAACCCUUUGGCCCAUAGUGCAUCAUCUAACUUUGAAGCCCAAUCCUUCCCAGUUGUGCCUGCAGUUUUCCGAAGAAUGUUCUUGAUCUCUCUGUUAGAUAGCUCGACUUGGCCACUCGUCUGGGGAUGA